AUGGCACGCCUGCGUGGUUCAUCCACUUCCCGCCGAAGCCCUUCGCUCGCGGCGUCUGCCACCCACGAGCAAGCAAGCGAUCGAGAAGACGAAUACGAAGAAGAUAUCGGCCCGGUGACCCCAAUCGAAGAAAUUCCGUAUCCACUCCCAGGCGAAGAGGAUGACCAAGAUCAGCCGUCCUCUCCGAGUGACCCCCCCGAGUACUAUGGUGCAGCAGGCAAUUCCGCUAUCCGUGCCCGAACGAGAUCUCAGCAAGUAGCGGCGGAGCGGGCUCUGCCUCCAGGACAUAGAGGAUUCGAGAUUGAUGAGGCGGAACAAGUCACACCGCAAGCCACCGACGCCGACUGGCGACCUGCUUUUCCUCCACGAGGAAUUACCGCGCGACCUCUUAAUGGCGUCCGGUACACCUCUCCUCUCGGACCCGUGAGCUCUCCGGUGAGUGCCGUCUCAUCUCCUGCUCAGAGUCGUCCAUCUCCGGUACCGCAAUCGACAUCUCCCACUCAGGCUCGACCAUCUCCUGUUCCGCAACUCCCGUCUCGCACCCAGACUCGUCUGUCUCCGAUCCCGCAAUCACCUUCUGCUGCUCAGACUCGUCCUUCUCCGGUUCCGCAAGCUACGUCUCCUAUCCGAAGUUCACUAAUUCGUCCUACUCGCCCAUCGGUAUCUCCUCCAGGGCGGAUCCCAGCACGCCCUAUUCUGUCCACUCCAGGCAACGUCCGGGCUCUUGCAGCUCGCAGUCAACGACUGAGAGCCCAGCGUAGGAGUUCGGCUCUGAGAUCUCAGACGCCGCUCACGAGUCCACCCAGUCGUGGACCUGGGGACGUGCCUUUUGAGGGAAGGUACCCCAGCCCCGGCACGCAGUUGCAGCGCGAGUUGGAUGCGACAUUGAGGCGAGAGGAGGAGAUGAGAAGGAGGGCCAGAGAGAGUGCUGCGCCGACGGAAGAAUCUGAUGAUUCUCACAUCGAUGAUGAUGAGGCUAUACAAUUUCGAAUGAGGGCGCGAGGGGUCGCGCGAGCUGCUGCGCGAAAGGCCAGGUGGGAUGAGGAGGAGAUGUUUGAGGAUAGGUUUUUGAACGGCAUCGACGGCGACGAUGUUGAGGAUCACAUGCACGACCAUGCUGACAGAAUUUUACCUUCAUCCUACGAUGAGGUCCCCUCGGAAUGGACCUACGAUGAACCUCCAUCGGAUUGGGAUGAAAAUUACGAUGUCACACCUCGCAGACAAGCUUUCGUAGCAGCCAACGACCCUCCAUCCAGUCCGCCUGGUGGUGGCGGCGGAGGAGCCACCGUCGAAGAACAACGCACCCCAAGCCUCCCAGACUACCCUGUCUCCGAAGACGAGGACGACACUCCCUACUGGGCUCACACCCUCCCCUUCGGCCCCGACCUGAGCGAUUUACCCCGUGGGAACCUCCCCGAGCUCAGGGAGUUGCCAUACGAUGAUGAAUUUUCGGACGACGACAAUCACGACGACUACAUCGUUCGUCGCAUGGCGCUACCUCUCCCCGGCGAACGAGGCUAUUUGCCGGGCUAUGUCACUCCUCAUGUCCCGAUCCCGCCAUCUUCAAGUCCCUCGUCAUCCCCAUCGUCCAGGCAGUAUUCGGAUCCAUCACCGUCGAUGAUCAAUGUGAAUCGAUCUUCAACACCGAACCGCGGACCUCCUCCUACUCCUGCACCACGCUCCCCGCGAGCUAACUCCCCGCCCAUAUCAAUCUCAUCUGACAGCUCUUCCGAUCUUCCGGGAGGAAGUCACAAUGGCAGCGACGAGACGGAAGACGGCAACCGUCAUGGAGAAGAUCAGGAUGAUCAAGAAGACCAUCCCAGUGAAGAUGACGAGGAGCAGGAUUCUAGGGACGACGAUGAGGAGGAACUUGACUCUUCUCGCGGCUCCUCCUCCACGAACGAGAACUUUCUCCCGUUCGACCCAGAAUUCCGCCGAAACGAAGUCGGGACUCUGGACUACGGCCCCGGCACCCCACGCAGCGUCCUCCGCGACCAAUACGAGCAACAACUCGAGCAACUCCGCGAUCAACACGAGCAGCAACUCGCCGACCUCCGCGACCAAUACGAGCAACAAUUCGAACAACUCCGCGAGCAACUCCGCGACACGCGGGAGGCCGACGAAGCCUUCAUGACCGAGCUCAACGAGGAGAUCAUCGCCCAAGACGCCGAGAUCGCCCGACUGACAGCCGCGCUCGAAGAGUGCGAAGAACAUCGUCGUGCUCGGCGCGCGGAGCUGGACCGUAUGGGGGAGAGGAUCGAUGCGUUGGACGACCAACCUGCCGAGCGCUCGCCUCCCGCCUCUCCUCCCGUACAUGAUGAUGUCUGGGCGAUCGUGGACGGUCUGAACAACGAGUUGGAUGAUGUUAAUGACGCCAGAGAGAUGGAACGGGAGCAGUACAUGACCCGGGUGGAGGAGCUGCAAGCCGAGCUGGAAUUGGCGUAUGCCAAUAACGACAACGUCGACUUCCAACAAGACUUGGAGGAUCUGGAGUCUCCGUCUCCGCGUCCAUCCGAUCGCGCCGCAAGGCAGGCGAAUCUGCAGGCGACGCGGUUGCGAGAGGAGAAUGCCGCGGUGAGACAGGACAACGCCAACUUGAGGGAAGAGAUGGCCGACCUGAGGGCGCAAAACGAACGAAUCAAUAGGGAGAGGGAGCACCUCAGACUCAAUGCUCAACGACCGCAAGCGGAGAUUGCACAGGAGAAUGCCAAUCUGAGAGAAGUGAACGUCACAUACCACAGGCAGAACGACCGUAUCAACCAGGAGAACGCCAAUCUGAGGGAAGAGAUGGCCGACCUGAGGGCGCAAAACGAACGAAUCAAUAGGGAGAGGGAGCACCUCAGACUCAAUGCUCAACGACCACAAGCGGACAUUGCACAGGAGAAUGCCAACCUGAGAGAAGUGAACGUCACAUACCACAGGCAGAACGACCGUAUCAACCAGGAGAACUUCACUCUCCGACUUGAAAACCAGACACUGGCGGCGCAGGUCACGGAGGUGGACAACACGCUAAGAGAAGUGGACGAGGAAGGCGACGAAACCGCCUUCCGACUCCGCGGCCAACUCGAGGCCACGCAGCAAACUCUCGCCACAGCGAACGCCAACCUCGCGCACGGCAUCGGACUCCUGCACGAAGCUCUCGACUGGCGCCGCGACGCCACUCACCUCCUGCUCGUGCAAGGCAUCUGGCUGCAGUGGGUGUAUUUCGACCGCUUCAUCCAGCCGCAUGAGAAUGUAUUCCAGGCGGUGGAGGAUGGCGUGCCGCCGGAGGGGGCGGAUUUGCAAGACGUUCGGGAGCGCCAGGUGGAUCAUUUGAGGGAGGAGAUUGGGAGGGAGGAAGUUGAGUGGUUGGAGGAGGCGUUUGGGGAGGAUGUGGAUGAGCCGUUUGUGAGGCAGCAGUUGGUUGAUGGGCUUAUUGAUUGGAGACAGUAUGGGCAUUUGCAGACUAUUUUGGAUGCUAGUCCUGGACGGCGGGAGAGGGGAGGUGCUGCUGCUCCGUCGCCCUCUGAGGUUGAGGAGGAGGAGGAGGAGGAGUCGUCCUCGGAGGAGGAUGGGGAUGAGGGCGAUGAGCAGGACGAGAAGAGCGGUGAGGGGGAUGACGAAGAAGAGGAUGAUGAGGAGGAUAGUGAGACGGAGAUCAUGAAAGUGGACAACGAGGUUGAUUCGCCGAGAGAGCGGGCACCGGAGAGAAAGUAUAUCAAGGAGGAACAACAAGAUGAUGAGGGCGAGGAUGUCGACGAGAACGACGCCGACGAGGAACAAGUCGACGAAGAUGAAGAUGAAGAUGUGCCCACCCAUGGACUCCCCGUCUUCUCCCCUCGCGUCACCCGCCGGCCCAACCGCCUACCCAGGACCGAACGAGACGACCAAAACGACCUCGACUCCCCGCACGUCCGCUUCGCGGGAGGAACACGAUUCCCUCGUGAGCGUUUCAGCGACGAUGAAGCGCAGCCGAGUGAGGACGACUACCUCUCAGAAGAUCCGGAUCAUCUCAUCAGCCCCAGUUCGUUCAUAGAGAGCGAACCGAGUCCAAGUCCGUAUGUCGCUGCUCGGAGUUUCAGGAGGCCGACUCCAGGUCCGGCGCCGCGACGCAGUGGUAGAGUCACGCUGUUUUCGCUAAGAGGCCUGGAGUCGCGAGGAUUGACAAGGAAUCCAACUCCACCCAGGCAGGUGGAUGCAGAAGAGGAUGAUGCUGAUCAGGAGAGGCAAGACGAUAUACCAUCUUCGCCGCCCAAGAAGCGGCGACGUAGAGAAGCGACUCGUGGACGCACGGCAGAUGAUGAGGUUGCCGCUCCUCCUUCAGCUUCAGACGGAGAAGAUGCAUCUUCGUCUUCAUCCGAGGAGCCGGACGCCGAUCCAACUCCAAGUCGACCUCCGAGGAACGCGAAUCGUCUUCCGAGAAAUGCGCUUGUGCCUGUCAUUGAUCGGAGUGAGAUCACUCGCAAUGCGGAUGGAAGUUGGACAUCGACGGGAAGGUCGACGAGGAGAGUGACGAGGUCGGGUGGAGUGAAGAGGAAGAGAGGUGGAAAGUGA
Molecule: messenger RNA, 4533 nt
Organism: Zymoseptoria tritici IPO323
Lineage: Eukaryota; Fungi; Ascomycota; Dothideomycetes; Mycosphaerellales; Mycosphaerellaceae
Exons: 1
Coding region: 1-4533 (1510 amino acids)
Source: RefSeq, a predicted model, not a curated record